AACAGGCUUCCAGCAGCCCAGACCUUCAAAUCCAGAUCUGCCUGAGACAACUCUGCUUCUGGGUGGCGGCGACCAGUCCCUACCCCAGGAUGGGGACCAUAUCCAGAGCAGCCUUGGUUUUUGCCUGCUUGGCUCUUUCUUCUGCCACCUCUGAAGGAGGCCUUAGGACUCCAGAAAAGCAGGAGGUGAGACCAGAGCGCCUCACUCACAACCUUCAGGAAGUUGGCUAUGCAGCACCCCCUUCCCCACCCCGGACACGAAGCUUCUCUGUGUAUGAACCUGACACCAUUGAGUAUGACCUUCCCUUUGAGGAACAGCAUGAAGUGCAGCCCCUUCUCUCGCCAAAAGACAUCCCUGUGCAGAAGGAAGUGCUGGCCCCGCCCCAAAUCCCUGUUGAAAAGAAAGCAGGCUCCCAUUUCUCUCAGGAAGCAAUUUCCCCCCAAGAAGAGCUGCCCCCUCCCCAAAGCUCUACUGAACAGAAGGAAAAAAGGCCAGCUCCCCUCAUGAGCCAGAACCCUCCAGAAGAAUCUCCAUCCUGGAAUCCGGCGGAGCACUGCCCGCCGCCGGCUCGCUCUCGGGGCGGCUGGGCCCACCGGCUGGACGGCUUCCCGCCGGGGCGGCCUUCCUCCGACAAUCUGAAGCAGAUCUGCCUUCCUGAGCGCCAGCACGUGGUGUACGGGCCCUGGAACCUGCCGCAGACCGGCUUCUCCCACCUCAGUCGCCAGGGCCAGGCCCUCAACCUGCUGGAGACCGGCUAUUCCCGCUGCUGCCGCUGCCGCAGCCGCGGAACCCGCCUGGACUGUGCGCAGCUCGUGUGGGAGGACACAAUGACCCGAUUCUGUGAGGCCGAGUUCUCGGUCAAGACGCGACCCCACGGGUGCUGCAAAAAGCAGGGGGAGGCGCGCUUCUCAUGCUUCCAGGAGGAGGCGCCUCGGCCGCACUACCAGCCCCGGGCCUGCCCCAGCCAGCAGCCCGGCAUGGCCUCGGGCCCCGAGGUGCCUUUCCCCCCCGCGAUGCCCACCCUGGAUAACGUCAAGAACAUCUGCCACCUGAGACGCCUCCGCGCGCUGCCCCGCCACCUGCCGGCCGCAGACCGCCUCCAAAGACAGCUGCAGGCGCUGCUGCGGCUCGAGGGCGACUUCCAGCGCUGCUGCCGCCGGGGCGGCGACCUCCCCUGCGUGUGGAAGGCUUGGGAAGACACUCUGGAUAAGUACUGUGACCAGGAGCAGGCUAUAAAGACGCACCCCCACUCGUGUUGCCACUACCCUCCUAGCCCUGCCCGCGAUGAGUGUUUUGCCCGUCGGGCUCCCUACCCCAACUAUGACCGGGACAUCUUGACCCUUGACCUCAGCCGAGUGACCCCCAACCUCAUGGGCCAUCUCUGUGGAAACCAAAGAGCUAUCAGCAAACACAAACAGAUUCCUGGGCUGAUCCAGAACAUGACCGCCCGCUGCUGUGACCUGCCUUCUCCAGAACAGGCCUGCUGUGCUGAGGAAGAGAAAUUUGCCUUUGUCGAUGAUCUAUGUGGUCCCCGACGGAACUUCUGGAAAGAUACUGCCCUUUGCUGUGACCUGACUCCUGGGGAUGAACAGACCAACUGCUUCAACAUCAAUUAUCUGAGGAAUGUGGCUCUAGUGGCUGGGGACAGUGGGGAUGCCGCACACCAGGGGGAGCAGAGCCCAACUCGAGGAACAAAUAGCAGCCCCACCCCUGGGUCCAAGGAAGAAUGAGUCAGCUCAGAGCCUUGGAGGAUCAGAUGGGGGGAACCCCACCCCGCUCCACCCUCCCUGAACACUCAUUACAAUAAACACCUCUUGGAUUUGG
Molecule: messenger RNA, 1824 nt
Organism: Dipodomys ordii (Ord's kangaroo rat)
Lineage: Eukaryota; Metazoa; Chordata; Mammalia; Rodentia; Heteromyidae
Gene: Ecm1
Product: extracellular matrix protein 1
Exons: 10
Coding region: 90-1730 (546 amino acids)
Biological process (GO): signal transduction; regulation of bone mineralization
Cellular component (GO): extracellular region
Source: RefSeq, a predicted model, not a curated record